GGGCAUUCUAUAAAGAUGUAAAGGUGUUGCUAUCUGAGAGAUGCAAGUGGCUUCUUGGGCGUGUGCUGAGACGUGUCACUGUCCUUUAGCAAAAAGAGAGACUACCACCCAUAUUUCUUGCCAAACACUCCAUCAAAUACUUUCUUUGGUUUUAUAAAACAAGAAUGUCAGUGUUCCUCUAUCUGUUUUUCUUGGUAUCUGGCCUUCAGGCUACAAUCCAUUGUGUGCUACAUAACAGCUCUGAAUACAAAGUAAAGACCUGCCAAUUGCCCCAACCAAAUGCCGCUCUCUAUAAGAUGCCAUUUAUCAACGCUGACUUUGCAUUCAGUUUAUAUCGGAGGCUCUCUGUGGAGAACCCACAUUGGAACGUCUUCUCCCCUGUGAGCAUAUCUUCUGUGUUAGCCAUGCUUUCUUUUGGAUCUGGCUCUAGCACCCAAACUCAGAUUCUGGAGGUUAUGGGAUUUAACCUCACAGAUACUCCUGUGACAGAAUUACAGCAGGGCUUCCAGCAUUUAAUUUGUUCAUUAAAUUUCCCAAAGAGUGAACUAGAAUUGCAGAUGGGAAAUGCAGUUUUCAUGGGGCAGCAGCUGAAACCACUGGCAAUGUUUUUGGAUGAUGUCAAGACCGUCUAUGAAACAGAAGUCUUUUCUGCUGAUUUCUCCAAUGUUUCUGCAGCUCAGCAGGAAAUCAAUAGUUGUGUAGAGAAGCAAACCAAAGGGAAAAUUGUAGGCUUAAUUCAAGACCUCAAGCUGAAUGCUAUUAUGAUUCUGGUGAACUACAUUCACUUCAAAGGUAAGGCAUCAAGAUUAACUUCCAGUCUAGUAUUCAGAUAGAGAACUGGGGAGAGUUUAUGGUCUCUUUAUCAUUGGGAUCAGUAGCUGUCCCUCAUAUCACAGUGAUUUUUCACUAUUGUCUCUAUCUGUGUAUUGUGUUGAGUCAUUUUAAGAUGACAUACUGCUCAGUGUAUGUUUCUAGGAAAUUUCUAAGGAGACAAUACUUUUAGAAGUGUGGUUGACACUGUUA
Psammomys obesus (fat sand rat) is the source of this 1023-nucleotide messenger RNA. RefSeq names its product thyroxine-binding globulin-like. The coding region runs from base 165 to 833 and encodes 222 amino acids. Gene Ontology annotation, biological process: negative regulation of endopeptidase activity. The transcript has 3 exons. Lineage: Eukaryota; Metazoa; Chordata; Mammalia; Rodentia; Muridae. The record is from RefSeq and is a predicted model, not a curated record. Gene Ontology annotation, molecular function: serine-type endopeptidase inhibitor activity.